AUGGGAUGCACGGAGGAGAUGAUCGACAGAUUAGUUGCCCUUGAUCCAGAAAAGGGCAGAUAUCAGGGUAUUAUUCCUUCACUCGAUGUCUGGCAUGCCUCAAAUAAUCUAACAAAGAAACUUCGUGCUACCAGCGCCUCAGCUCUGCUGGGGGCUCAUGACCCCAGGGCCCUGUCCUCCUCAUCCCUCCUCCUGCAGCUGAACUGGAGCAGACACAACAAAGGACAGAACUUGAUAUCUGGUCCCUGA
Molecule: messenger RNA, 249 nt
Organism: Knipowitschia caucasica
Lineage: Eukaryota; Metazoa; Chordata; Actinopteri; Gobiiformes; Gobiidae
Source: the annotation of a GenBank genome assembly